GAAAAAUCAAACUUGUUCUUAAAAUAAAAACCUUAAAGCUCAUCUCCCAACUCAUUAGAGUUUCUUUUGUUGAGCUUUAUUAAUUUUACAAAUAUUUUAAAAAGUUUGCAUUGGAUGCUCUUAAAAGUGAGUUUAAUACAAAUCUAAAUUGAUAAGUACAUAGACAAACAAGCGGGUGGGAUUUUUUGGUCCCUAAAAUUACGAUUUUAGUAAUCUCCACUUAUUAAAUAGAUGAAGAGCAUCAAAAUUAAUUAACCAAUAGUGGAUCAUUCUCUCAUCCUCGUAGAUGGAGGUGAUAAAUAAAAUCCAGUUUCGACCUCGACCAUUAUUAUUAUUAUCCCAUAUACUGAGCUAGUCCUGGACCGACUACUAUUACUUAUCCCUCUAUGAUAUAUCAAGUGAUUAUUAAAAAUGAUAUAAAAUUGAUAUAUAGUCAAAUAAAGGUAAACUUUUAUCCUGAUGAACAUUAUUUUUCUUUAUUUUUUUUAAAUAAUAAUAAAAGGGCCUUUUUUUUAUCUCCAUUGAUGCGGCCGCACCUCCACUUGUUCUGGUUCCCCAUCGUGAUUCACAAGACGACGCACGCAGCGGCGAACGCCUCGAUCGCCAUGGACGUCGAAGGUCGGGACAAUGGCGCCGCCGCCUCGGCUGAUCCACCUCCCGCCACCAUGAGCAAAUCCUUGAAGCGCGCACUCGUCGCCCUCAACUGCGUCCUCAUGGCGCUCGGCAACACCGGCGGGCCCCUCAUCUCCCGCCUCUACUUCCGCGGAGGCGGUCACCGGCAGUGGCUCGCUAGCUGGCUGGAGACCGGUGGGUGGCCCCUUCUUCUCCUCCCCCUCAUCUUCUCUUACCGCUACCGCAGCCGCCGCUCUCCGACGAAGCCCAAGUUGUUCUUCCUCACGCCGCGCAUCUUCCUCGCCUCCGCCGUCCUCGGCCUCCUCACCGGCCUCGACGACUUCCUCUACGCCUACGGCCUCGCCUUCCUCCCAGUCUCCACCUCCGCCCUCCUUAUCUCGACCCAGCUCGCCUUCACUGCCUUCUUCGCCUUCCUCAUCGUGCGCCAGCGCUUCACCGCCUACUCCAUCAACGCGGUGGCGCUGCUCACGGUGGGCGCCGUCAUGCUGGGACUCCACGGUAGCUCCGACCGUCCCGCCGGUGUGAGCCAAGCCGGGUACUACCGCGGGUUCGUGCUCACCCUGGGGGCGGCGGCACUCUACGGCCUCGUCCUCCCGCUGGUGGAGCUCGUCUACGCCAAGGCGGAACAGACCAUCACCUACACCCUCGUCAUGGAGAUGCAGCUCGUCAUUGGUUUCUUCGCCACCGCCUUCUGCACCGUCGGCAUGAUCGUCAACAACGAUUUCCAGGCAAUUCCGAGAGAAGCGAGGCACUUCGAUCUCGGCGAGGUGAGAUACUACGUGGUCCUGGUCUGGUCCGCCAUCUUCUGGCAGUUCUUCUUCCUCGGCACCGUCGGAGUCAUCUUCUGCGUCAACACGCUCCUCGCCGGAAUCCUCAUCGCCGUCUUCAUUCCCAUCACCGAGGUGCUCGCCGCCAUCUUCUACCACGAGAAAUUCACGAGCCAGAAGGUGGUCGCCCUCUUGCUCUCCCUCUGGGGCCUGGCUUCUUAUUCUUACGGAGAAUACACGGAACAGAAGGAGAAGAAGAGCAAGAAGAAACAAAACUACAUCACUGUUAGUGAUCAAGCUCCAUGAUCGAUGCUCACUAGAUUGUUCUGUGUUGUGCGCUUAAUAAAAAUGUUUUUCUAUCCAUGAAAAUAUUAGAACAAAUCUAUAACCAAAAUUUAAACGUCUUGAUUAAUAAAAAAAAAAUGUUGAUAUA
Zingiber officinale is the source of this 1833-nucleotide messenger RNA. Its product is annotated as purine permease 3-like. The record is from RefSeq and is a predicted model, not a curated record. The transcript is spliced from 2 exons. Bases 387 to 1706 code for a protein of 439 amino acids. Lineage: Eukaryota; Viridiplantae; Streptophyta; Magnoliopsida; Zingiberales; Zingiberaceae. Gene Ontology annotation, cellular component: membrane. Gene Ontology annotation, molecular function: purine nucleoside transmembrane transporter activity.